Messenger RNA from Macrobrachium nipponense, 1296 nucleotides. RefSeq lists its product as uncharacterized. Gene Ontology annotation, cellular component: extracellular matrix. Lineage: Eukaryota; Metazoa; Arthropoda; Malacostraca; Decapoda; Palaemonidae. The transcript has 4 exons. The record is from RefSeq and is a predicted model, not a curated record. Bases 104 to 817 code for a protein of 237 amino acids.
CGGAGAGGCUUUGGCGGCAGCGUGAAAGUGAAGGUAUAUAAAACGUGGCUGUGGAAGUCUGGGACAUCACAGUCCUUCCAUCUCCCUCACUGGAGUCACAGCAAUGGCACGCCUUCAGGUCCUCCUCGCCUUCGCCCUUCUAGCAACCACAUGGGCUGCGCCGCAGUUCGGAGUUGACGACCAGCCGCCAACCCCAUACGAAUUCGAGUACGGGGUGAACGUGCAAGAAACGGGCGACGUCAAGGAACACAAGGAGUCGGUCUCCCCAACAGGCCGCACAGAGGGAGAGUACAGAUGGCUCCAGCCUAACGGCCUCUUCAUGGUCGUCAGAUACUACGUCGACGGCGACUCCGGCUUCGUGGCGGAAGUCAGCGAAGAACCAGGCAGCUCCGUCGAAGCCAGGUACCGCAACUCCCUCAGCCAGGAGGCUGCCGACACCGUCAGCAUCGCCUCCUCCAGCAGUGCCCAGAGCUUCGCCAAGAGCAUCGACGUCGUGCCCACAGCCAACCUCGGGGCAGCCGUGAACGUCAUCAGCGCCCCUCAGCCCAGUCGCAACCGCCAGUCCACUUUCAGGCCCAGACCGGUUCAGACAAUCCAGACGGUUAGGCCUAUUCAGACAUUCCAGCCCGUCCAGCAGCAGCAGCAGAACUUCGUCAGCAGCAGCGGCGACUUCAACCAACAGCAGCAGCAGCAGCAGAGCUUCACCAGCGGAGGCUUCAUCGACGGCGGUAUCAUCGACGGAGGUAUUAUCGACGGUGGUAUUAUAGACGGUGGUAUAAUCGACGGUGGUAUCAUCAACGCAGGUUUCCAAGGAUGAGCGAAACGUUGGGCAGCCCCAAGAUGUCAAUAUUGACUCCUGAACGAAUCCAGUUUUUAUUUUAUUUUUCUGAUCUCUCCGCCUCCUUUGACCUUCACCUUCACUUAGUCGAAUGCAGUGGAAGAAGUUCUUUUAUUGAGAAAAAAUAAAAAGAAACCUUCAUAAAAAAAGAGACUAUAUAUGUUGUUGACACAAUGUGAUGUAAAUAGUAAACUUAUCUCUUAAACAGAAGACAUUCUUAAACAGAUACAUUAUUAUUUUGGCAAAUCUGAUGUGAUUGAUGUCAGUUCGCCAUCUAAACAUACUAACUAAGACCUAACACACUUAAUAUAAAACAUAGUGCCAAUGUUGCUUCAAUAUCAGGGCUUGUUUCACUGUAGCAAACAGAGAGAUAUUUAGUUUUUUUUUACCAUUUAUACAUAUUGUGUAUGUUCUUAUUUGUUCGUGUUGCGUCGAAUAAACUUAUUCCUGUAAAUAUA